AUGCUUCAAGAAUUUGAGAUGACAGACCUUGGCUUGAUGUCCUACGUUCUGGGAAUGGAGGUGAAGAAAAAUCAUGAUGGAGUCUUCAUAUGCCAAAAGAAGUAUGCAAGGGAAAUACUCAAGAAAUUUCACAUGGAAGACUGCAAAAGCACAAGUACUCCAAUGAACCAGAAGGUGAAAUUUAGCAAGCAUGAUGGAGCAGAUAAAGUUGAUGAAGGUCAGUAUAGAAGCCUAAUUGGGUGUUUGAUGUAUCUUACUGCAACUAGACCAGAAAUUAUGUUCGCAGUAAGCCUACUCUCAAGAUUCAUGCAUUGUGCCAGUGAAAUGCACCUUCAAGCUGCCAAACAGAUUGAGAGAAAUGUUAAGGGAAUGACAAAUUAUGGUAUCAAAUAUUCUCACUUUCAGAAUUUUAAUCUUCAUGGUUAUUUUGAUAGUGAUUGGGCAGGUUCUGUUGAUGACAUGAGAAGCACAACAGGUUAUUGUUUCAGCUUUGGAUCAGGAAUGUUUUCAUGGUGUUCAAAGAAGCAAGAUGUGGUGGCUCAAAGCACAGCCGAGGCUGAAUAUGUGGCAGCUACUUCUGCUGUGAAUUAA
This is a messenger RNA of Diospyros lotus (date-plum), 591 nucleotides long. RefSeq lists its product as uncharacterized. The record is from RefSeq and is a predicted model, not a curated record. The transcript has a single exon. Lineage: Eukaryota; Viridiplantae; Streptophyta; Magnoliopsida; Ericales; Ebenaceae. Bases 1 to 591 code for a protein of 196 amino acids.